AAAACGCAAUAACGAACAAAAAAUAUAUAUCAGCAGAUUUUAAAAUACCACCUUAUGUACACCACCUUUUAUAAACUCACCUUGCACACCAUCAAAUGUGAAUGCGCCUUUACUACCACCUUGUAUGAACUCGCCCUGCAACCAUUUGUUUUGUUUUUCUUCUAUUCCACGUUUUUUUUAUUUUUGUAAGGAAUUUAUUAAAAAACAUUAAUAAAAUCAAUGGAUUUUGCUCGUAAAAUCCUAUUAAAUUAUGGCUGGAAAGAUGGUGAUGGUUUGGGAAAAAACAAAGAUGGCAUUGCUAAACCCUUAAGGGCCACAUUAAAAUUUGAUAAUGCUGGUUUUGGUGCUGAUCAGGCAGCAGCGGAUUUUAAUAACCACUGGUGGGAGCGGGUAUUUAAUGAAGCUGCUACGAAUGUAAAUGUUCAAAAAGAAGGAGAACAAAUAAAAAUGGAUUUAAAAAAUGAUGAAGAUGGCGUUGAAAUUUCCACUAAAGGAUACUCUAUAAAAAAGCUGAAAAAAUUAAAAAACAACAGAGGCGAAGGCAAUGAAAUGAAGUCUGGUUACGACAACUUCCUGCAGGCAGCAACUUUAACUAAUCUGGGUGAUGAAGUUGAAAAUCCUGAUAAAAUUGAUGUUAAUGAUAUAGAGGUCUCUAAGGUAAAAGUCUUAACGGAUGAGGAAUUAUUUAAAGCAUGUGGAGGUAGAACUGCUCACAAAGGAGCUAGACAUGGUUUAAAACUAAGUGGUAAACUAUCACGAAUUGAACAACAGGAAGCUGAAUUGUUGGCUAAGAUGAUGGCAAAGCGUAAUGGAACUAGUGAAGAUAAGCAAGAAAAUAAGCAGAAAAAAACCACAGAGGAAAAAAAGAAAAAAAAUAAAACACUGGAAGAACCUGAAUUAGAAUAUCAAGAUGAUGUUAACAAAAAGAAAAAGAAACGAAAACAUUUUGAAGCAUUAGCUUCUGAAGAAGCACAAGAAUUAAACACGAAAGAAUUAACUAAUAAAAAGUCUAAGAAGAAGAAAAAUAAAGAUUCAGAAUUAGAAACUAAUACGAUAGAACAUACAGAGGUGAAUGCUAUGGAAGCCAGUGAUGACUUAAAACCUCUAAAAAAGAAGAAAAAGAAAAAUAAAGAAAAAACUUUGGAAGAUAAAGUGGAACAUGAAGUUGUACAUAAAAAGAAAAAAAGCAAAAAUAAAAAUAAAGAUAUUGAAUGAAACUUUUACUUUUAAGUCAAUA
This is a messenger RNA of Lucilia cuprina (Australian sheep blowfly), 1237 nucleotides long. Its product is annotated as G patch domain-containing protein 4. Gene Ontology annotation, cellular component: nucleolus. Gene Ontology annotation, biological process: regulation of ribosome biogenesis. The record is from RefSeq and is a predicted model, not a curated record. The coding region runs from base 220 to 1215 and encodes 331 amino acids. Gene Ontology annotation, molecular function: nucleic acid binding. NCBI's taxonomy places the organism in Eukaryota, Metazoa, Arthropoda, Insecta, Diptera, Calliphoridae. The transcript has a single exon.